CUGUGGCCAUAGCCAAUGAACACGGACGCCGGGGCUCGCUGUAGAGGCGUUCCCAUACGUCCGCUCUACGUAGGCUUUAUCAAGCGUCUUCCCGCGCUUCAGCUUCCCUGUUUCCUCUGCACUCGAGCGGUUGCCACUUCCCCGGCUGUUUCGCCUUUUUUUACAUUUCCAGGACUUGAACUCGCCGCCAUGUCCGAAGAAGGGAAGCUGUUCGUUGGAGGACUUAACUUCAACACCGAUGAGCAGGCACUGGAAGACCACUUCAGCAGCUUCGGACCGAUUUCUGAGGUGGUCGUUGUCAAGGACCGGGAGACUCAGCGUUCCCGGGGUUUUGGCUUCAUCACCUUCACUAACCCGGAGCAUGCUUCAGAUGCCAUGAGAGCCAUGAAUGGCGAGUCCCUGGAUGGUCGCCAGAUCCGUGUGGACCACGCAGGCAAGUCUGCCCGGGGGACCAGAGGAGGGGGCGCUUUUGGGGCCCAGGGGCGUGGUCGCAGCUACCCCAGAGGUGGUGGAGACCAGGGCUAUGGCUCUGGUAGGUAUGAUGCUCGCCCUGGAGGAUAUGGCUAUGGAUACACACGGCCCCGGGACUUUGGCAGAAGCCAGGGGGGUUACGACCGCUACCCAGGAGGAAACUACAGGGACAAUUACGACAACUAAGACGGUGCUCUGCACGUCACAGAGAUACACAAGGACUAACACUUCUGACCCAAGACCAUCCUUCUAAACAGCUGUAUUUAUAACAGUUUUUUGGAGCUGCACUGAAACACCUGUUCUUAACAUCAGCUUUUGUUUUUUUUGAAUUGAGCUUCCCAGGGUAGCUUGUGAAAGACCUUUUUAGAAAGCUCCAUGUAUGUUUAUUACAAAUUGAGUGGUUUCUUUUUUUUUUUCCUUGCAUAUUUAGAGGUAAAUUUUAGGAUAUUUGCAGGGCUUCAGUAUUACUCCUUUCAUUGUUUGGACUCUCAGGAUUAUUUUCUUCUGGACAAAAAAGGAAAAACCUAUUUGGUCAGACCUUUUCUUCCAUUUGUAUCUAAAGUUUUUUUUUUUUAAUGUGUGCACGUUGUUUACCACGGGAAGCAAUUUCCAAAUGUACUUGGAAGAAAUCUGUAUCAACGUGAUAGACUUUUUUUACUCCAGAUCAUUAUCCAGGUUUUAAAGAACUUCAAAAUGUUGGUAAUUGUCAUUUUUACUGAAGUGCUGGAAGAAAGUAUUCUGUUGUGUCUUGUGUGCUUAGAAUAGUCUCAUGGAGUUGAAUAAAAGUUGGAACCUUGAAAAA
Messenger RNA from Ochotona princeps (American pika), 1273 nucleotides. RefSeq names its product RNA binding motif protein 3 (gene RBM3). Gene Ontology annotation, cellular component: spliceosomal complex. NCBI's taxonomy places the organism in Eukaryota, Metazoa, Chordata, Mammalia, Lagomorpha, Ochotonidae. The record is from RefSeq and is a predicted model, not a curated record. The transcript has 7 exons. Gene Ontology annotation, biological process: positive regulation of mRNA splicing, via spliceosome; regulation of translation. The coding region runs from base 16 to 657 and encodes 213 amino acids. Gene Ontology annotation, molecular function: ribosomal large subunit binding; RNA binding.